Messenger RNA from Ciona intestinalis (vase tunicate), 1328 nucleotides. The record is from RefSeq and is a predicted model, not a curated record. NCBI's taxonomy places the organism in Eukaryota, Metazoa, Chordata, Ascidiacea, Phlebobranchia, Cionidae.
AUUCUAUCUUACCCCACCUUAAAAAUAUAUGACCAGACAUAGGUACUUUAAGCUAAUAUGAAAGUAAAUCUUUAUCUUGCCGUUUUGUUGCUAUGCCUGCUGGUGGCGGUCAAGGAUAUUGAGGCAAGGAGAAGUUUGAGUCGACGCAGGCAAUCAUCAAACAGAAGACCAAGCAGUAAAACACUAACAACAGUUGCCAUGUCAGCUACGUUGUUGAGAUUGGCAACGGAACAAAAUAAACGGACAGGAUACAAACCACCAAGCCUUUCUUCCGGAUACUUCCUCACACCUGGUAUUUAUCUCGAUGACGACUUCAAUGUCAACGGUAACCAAUAUUGGACGCCACAUUUUCUCUUAUCAUGUUCUGAUGAAGAAGAGUGUUUGAGAAACUGCCUUAUUGUCCCGACUUAUGUUUCCAGUAAAACGAAGUGCCGCUACCAGUUUUUUGAUCGCGUCAACAACCAAACCACCUUCAAGUUCGUGAAUGAAUUUGUAAAUUCAUCAAGCGUCGUGCAUACGACUCGCGACAUAAAUAUCUGUUGCAGCAGCAAAACAACAAGGGCGACAAUUUCUUUCUACGUUUUAAUGCUGUCCUUACUCAUCUCCAUGCUACGUUAAUGAGUGUAAAUUGGCACGGAUGAGUUGAAUGAAUGAAUGAAUGAAUGACACUUAUUUAUCCUUUUCCGUCAAAUAUUUGUUCUUGUUUUUCAUUGCAGCUAAUUGCCUUACUUAUUCACCUUUUCCAAAAUAAUCAGGCAGAUGUAAAAGAUAACAUACUCUUCUAUAUAGGCUAUCUUUGACAAUUAGUUAACAUCAAAUCAGGCUUUUACCUAACCAUUUCGGCAACAAAACCAUUUUUCCAUCCUUUAACACUACGCCUAUAUCAAAUUAGUCAUGUAUUAAUUUGUACCCUAUUAAUUGCACAGUCACUAACGGUAUAAUUGUACGGUACCUGGAGGUGUUUACUUAUGUAGUAUGACCGGAAACAAAAUAAUGCGAAUGUUUAUUACAAAUUAUAUUUAUGCAAUGCAUAAUAUAGCUAGUUAAAUAUAUUUUUUUCCAUGACGUUUAAUUAAAGAGUGUCUGCCUGCUUAGCGCACGAUCAAGCAUGCCAUAAACAUAUUGUUUUGCUUCGUGUUGUUUUAUCCGCCACAUGUUUGUAACGCAAAAUCCGCAGCAUAUAUUUGUCUGUAUACCGUUUGCAUAUAACCUGCUGUUGAAACGAUCUAUUAAAUGCACGAUUGCCAGCCCACAGGGCAUUUUAUUAAAAGUUCAAUUUAGUUGUGUUGAAUGAAAAAUAAGUUCAAUAAAAAUAGACGAAGCAUGAA